AUGCACUACCAGGAAUUAGGUCCUGCCAGAGCUCGCAAGACUCCACCCGAAAACAUCAACAUUGAUGAUUGGACUCGUUUGUGUGAUCAUUUUGAAAGUGCUGAAUUCAAGCGGCAGAGUAUAGCCAACAUACAAAACAAGGGUAAGCAGACAUAUGCUCAUACUACUGGUGGAAAGUCGUGCAGCCAGCGGAUGUUUGAAAUUGAAAAAGCAAAACAUGCAGCUGCCGAUGACACUACUGAAAACAAUGAUGAUUCUGGGGAGGUGGAGAAUAGCAGUCAACCAUCUAAUGUAGUGGAGGAAGAGCCCAAAGAACUAAGGGUCUAUGCAGACACCCACAAGAAACUUGAUGGCAGUUGGGAGGAAAUGAGGAGGAUUCAUCUAGAGGCAGUUGAACAAGGAAAUCCAUUGUCAGGAGCUAAACUUGUUCGCAGGGUGUUGCAGAAAGCACCGAGUUAUGUUAGAAAGGAAGACCUCAUUUCCGAAAGAGAGAAGGAACUGGAAGCUCGUUUGGAGACCUCUCUUGCUGAUGCCGAUAAACAGAGGCAGGAAUUCGAAGAUAAAAUCAAAUCUCAGCAAGACCAGAUCGAAAAACAGGAAGAAAAGAUCCGAGGUCAUAAGGUGACUAUCGAUGCCUUGCAAGCAUCACAGGACAGUCUCAAGGAGUAUGUGGAGUCACUUGCUGCGAAAAUCAAUGGAGGCAACACUUAG
Messenger RNA from Linum trigynum, 711 nucleotides. The record is from the annotation of a GenBank genome assembly. NCBI's taxonomy places the organism in Eukaryota, Viridiplantae, Streptophyta, Magnoliopsida, Malpighiales, Linaceae.